GGCUCCGCGCGAGGUGCUCAAAUGCAGCGGAACCUGCUGCUGUCCGACGCUCGUCCUCCGCACAGAUGCAUUUGCGGCUCUUUGCUCUUCUUUCCCUCGUCUGUCACACGCUUAUGUUGACGUUUGCGGCAAGAAAACGAAGCGCCGCCAGAGAGAGCUGGCGUCAGGACUGCAGGAGCUGCCUGGAGUGCUCGAAGGAGAAUGGCUGCCUGCGCUGCCCGGAGCGACUGUUCCUUUACCUCCACCGAGACGGCAUCAGCCACCACGGCUCCUGCCUCCACUCCUGCCCCGCCGGACACUUCGGCCUGCGAGGGACGGAUGCAAACCGCUGCAUAAAAUGCAAAGCUCCAGAGUGCGAGAGGUGCUUCGACAAAGACUUUUGCACCAAGUGUAAAGGAGGAUUUUUGCUCUUCAAAGGCAAAUGCCUCAGCAGCUGCCCCGAAGGCACGUUCCCUCACUCCACGGACUGCGUCGAGGAUUGCAUGUACAGUCCCGUUGGUUACUGGAGUGAGUGGAGCCCGUGUCUAUAUAACGGCCUAAGCUGUGGUGUCCGGUGGGGGUGGCAGAAUAGGACCCGCGUGCUGUCCUGGAGAGUGCCUGAGGAACUGUCCGCACUUUGUCCCCCUCAGAGCGAGACCAGAAAGUGCCGCAUGAAACGGAGGUGUCCGAAAGAUAAACAGAAGAAGGACAGUAGAGGGGAAAGGAGGAGAGCACCGAAGCAGUGGGCGCUUUCGGGGAACAAAACGGUCACUGAACCUCCAGGUGCAACCUGAACAACUGAAUCGCCGAGAACCAGACAGUCGGAGAGGAAUCAGAAGGCUUGUACAGACCAGCCCCUCGCAAAAAGCUUUCGUGCUACUCUUAUUUUCGUAUUAAUAUAUUUUGUAUUAAGAUUCCCUAAAGUCUGUAGAGAUGAAAGAUGUGUUCUCUGGCUCACAACCUGCAGCGAGCCUUGAGUUCUCAGAACCAAGUAACAUUCCGCACCUACUGCUGAGCAAUAUUCAUUUAUAUUAAUAUUUAGUUGCAUACGAUGGGAAAUUCUUAUAUCGAAGUCUUUUGUUUUUGUAUAAUGUCAUCUGUUUACAAUAACGUGGCACAUCAUAUCAUACCCUUUAUGACAAUUUGGGCACUUCUGCUCAAUACUGCUGCUUUGUUUUUUUUUAUUUUUUUAUCAUAAACUUGUUUAAACAAGCUGUGCUCGUAGUAGUUUGAUGCGGAUUCCAUGUUAUGCCAUGACACUGCACAUUUCCAUUUGAUGGAUAACAGGCGAACAUCUUCAAUCCAUCACUAUGUGGUUUGAGUUGUGCCUCCAUGUCUAUUGUAUCUGCCUUGGGCUGUUCUGUCCUCCUCUGGUCUUCAUUUUCUGACCACAUCUGCUCCGUCGACGUGCCCUUCUUCUGCAGCCUAAUUGAAUUACAGAAGAAAGACUCACAGCGAUGUAGAGUUGUGCAAAGGGAACGCCAGGGGGUUCGCCGAACUUGUCUUCACACUUCACAGUGGCCGUGUGUUGGAGCAGAUGUGGUUCUCCAUCUCAGGCCCUGCUGCUCAGAUCAGUACUGAGCUCUCUGUUGAGUGGAAUCAGGCGCGCUGCAGCAAAAACAACACUGAGGUAUGUAGUGAGGAGGACUAGAAUUGGGAGAAUCGAUUCAUGUGAUUAGUUUGAGCGCAGUUCUGUAGCCCAACAGUGUGGAAUUUCUACUUUGAUCUAGUUUACCAUCACAAAAUGUGCUGUUAUGGGAACUGUGUGCUGAUGCAUAUAUUCGAUAUUAUUCAUGUACACAAAGGAACAUGGGGAGUUUUCAGGUUUGCAACUUUCAAAAAUAAUAAUAACAAUGAAACAUUCUGAACUUUAUAAUUUGGGCAUAGUAAAGACCAUGUGUGCUUGUUUUAGAGUGGAGUUUGUAUUUUUAUGCCACAAUUAAAGAUGGUUCUUCAAAGGUUCUUUAGUGAAUGAAAUGGUUAUAGGUAAAACGGUAUAUUGACCCAUGAACACUCAAAGAACCCUUUUUAUAUAUAUAUAUAUACACACACACCUUCUAAGCCAC
This is a messenger RNA of Colossoma macropomum (tambaqui), 2045 nucleotides long. It is a transcript of the gene rspo4, whose product is annotated as R-spondin 4. Lineage: Eukaryota; Metazoa; Chordata; Actinopteri; Characiformes; Serrasalmidae. The transcript has 5 exons. The coding region runs from base 66 to 773 and encodes 235 amino acids. The record is from RefSeq and is a predicted model, not a curated record.